Rotaria sp. Silwood1 is the source of this 1512-nucleotide messenger RNA. The record is from the annotation of a GenBank genome assembly. NCBI's taxonomy places the organism in Eukaryota, Metazoa, Rotifera, Eurotatoria, Philodinida, Philodinidae.
AUGGACACGCCAGACACAUCACCAUCUGCACAUGAUCAAGGUCGAAUCGAGGCUACUAUUCGAAAACCAUUGUCAAUCGAUCGUCGAUUUCUUAUCAAUUUAAGCAGGGAUGCCAUCGAUAUGCGAGAUCUAUCCCAUCAGCAGCUAACUGCAGCUGAAAGACGAAAAAUGCCUGUGAAUAUUUCGCUUCAAAAUCGUAUUAUCAUUAAUAUAAGUGGAGUUCGUUUUGAGACGUUCAAAUCUACUUUGGAAGUCUAUCCACAUACGUUGUUAGGCAAUGCAAAGCGACGCAAAUAUUAUUAUGAUAAUGUUCUUGAUGAAUAUUUCUUUGAUCGUCAUCGAGGUUGUUUUGAAGCUAUUCUUUAUUACUAUCAGUCGAAAGGUCGAUUACGUCGACCGAAUUCGGUACCACUUGAUACAUUUCUUGAAGAAAUCACAUUUUUUGAGUUGGGUCAAGAUGCUCUUGCUCAAGUUCGCAAAGAUGAAAAUUUGAAAGAGGUUGAAAAAACUCAAUUACCUCGAAAUCGUUGCCGUCGGUAUAUUUGGGCUACCAUGGAAUAUCCUGAAUUUUCAUGCAUUGCCAAACUAUUUAAUAUUCUUUCGUUAUUUAUUAUUCUCAUCUCUACAAUUACCUUGGCAGUUGAAUCUUUGCCACAAUAUUCACAUUUAUCGGAAGACGCAUGUCAAAAAGAAUACAAGCAGCAUAAAACUGAAACGAGUAAUGCUUCGAUGAAUUCUAACGGUUUUCAAUCGAGUAAACGCAUAUGUCUUUCCUAUUUUUCAUCACCAUUUCAUCGGAUUCAAAUGAUUUGUAUUGGAUUUUUCACUCUUGAACUGAUUCUACGUCUACUCAGCACACCAUCGUUAUCGAAAUAUUUUAAGAGUUUUAUGAAUUGGAUCGAUAUAAUUGCUGUUAUGCCAUUCUAUGUCAAUAUUAUUAUAAAUCUUGUCGAUCAAUUAGGCCAUCAAAAUAUCAGCAUUUAUAAUAGUCUUGCAUUAUUACGCAUUCUUCGAUGUGCUCGUAUAUUCAAAUUUUAUCGAAUUUUUAAAAAUAUUAAAACCAUACGUGUUCUUGCUGUGACAGUGGAAGAAUCGAUGCCGGAUUUUCUUGUUUUGGGAGUCACAUUGACACUAAUGGCUUUUCUCUUUGGUGCAGCUGUCUACCUCAUCGAGAGUACAAAUGAGAAUUCGGUUUUCGACUCUAUACCGAAAGCUACCUAUUGGGGUAUUGUAACAAUCACUAGUGUUGGCUAUGGUGAUAUAGUGCCGAUUACAGCUCUUGGACGUUUGACUGCUGUUCUAUGUGCAUUGAGUGGUGUGGGCACUAUCGGUAUGCUUGUCUCAGUUCUAGUCGAUCGGUAUCAACGAGUAUAUACACGUAAACUCUACAUUAAACCCGAGCAAAUUGACUUCAACGAUUACUCCGAUGAAGAAGACGAAGGUCUAGGAACGGGACAUGGAAAUACCUGUAUUGAUUCUCUUAUUGUCAAUACCAGUAAUAAAAAAGAGUAA